AUGUACCAACGAGGUUACGGACAACCACCGCCCGUUCCGAGUCCGCAACGAGGCGGCUCGGAGUAUUCGGAUUACGUUAAUGGUAGCGGAAGGUCACAAGGCUCCUUGAGUCCGCAACAAUUCAUCGGUGCUGGGAAUGUCAACAUUUACGCCCUCUCCCACCCGCGAAAUCACGCUCAGCAACAGCAAUUGCAGCAGAGCAUGGGAAUGCCAUCUCGUAUGGCCAUGGCCCCCAAACACCAACACAUCCAAUACACCUCCACCCCCACCCCCUCCGACAUGCGUCCAAUGACAACAGCCUCAGCCCACUCCAACGGAACCGUGACAACCACCGCCUCCACCUCCCGCCGCGGCGGUACAAUGGGCAGCCUCAACCCCCUAAAGGCCUUCCGCCGCGCAACCAACGGCUCCAAUUUCGGACCAGAUGCGGAGGUAGAGCCGAGUCCGCCGAGUACUGGGUAUAGCAUUCAGCAGGGAGGCUAUUCGGCGGUCAGCCCGGGAGCGCUGAGGGAGCAGAAGACCAGGGUUGGGAAUAGGUAUAUUGCGAUUAAUACGGGGUAUGGCGGUGGGCAUGGCGGGGGUGAGAGGGGGUGUGAUUCGCCGACGAUGCCGAGUAUGAGUUUGAGGCAUCAGGUUCAGGGUAGCUAUGGUCACGGCGGCGGAGGAGGGUAUGCGCGUGGACCUAGUCGUCAAAGCGAUGUCGACUCUAUCUUGGGUUCGGAGUCGUACUAUGGGUCUAGGGAUGCGAGAGGGUAUGAGGCAUCUCUUGCAACGAGGGAUGCGUUGUUGGAUGAGCAUGGGCAUAGUGAGUGUGGAGCGUUUGGGGAGGAAGAGGAGACUUUUGCGCAUGGGAAUGAGGAUGGAGGGGAGAGUAGGAGUGUUCAGUUGGAUGUUGAGGAGUAUGUCGGGAGUAUGGUACCUUCUCUCUCCGGUGUCGGUACCUCCAUCUAUGGUCAUGGCCACCAGCACCAACACGGGCAAGUGGGAAGUUCGGCCUUUUCGGUGAGGAGUGGACCGAGGCGACGCGAGAGUUUUCAUUCGGGCAUGACGACGUCGACGCAGCGCUCGAGGGAUGCGAGGGAGGAGAGGUUACAGAGGAAUUUGAUUGAUGAUCUGUAUACGCCGGAGGAGGAGGAGGAGGUUUUCGUUACGGGGUGUGCGGAUGAGAAUGAUCUCAUUGAUGCUGUCGAAACAUUCACGUCCAAUGCGAAUGAGGCGCAGGACGAGGGUCUCGACCCUGGGAUUUUCUCGCAUAUCGUCCUGAGUCAACCUGAUGUCGGACAUGGGCACGGCUCGGUGUCGAGUAAGGCGGGAAGUGUGCAUGGGAGCGUGAUGUCCGACGACUCCUCCCCCAUCGUCUUCGGAAUCGCACCCGUGAGUAUCCGCGCCUCCCCGCAUCUGAGGGCACAGCAGAGUAUGGAGAGUGUCUCCACCCGUCGCUCAGACCUAGCACCCUCCAUCAUCUCUGCCCGUCAAGUCCAGGUCCAGAGAGCGGCUCCACUUCCCACGCCGCCCCUCUCCACCCACGCACAAGAGGUGGCCAUGGGUUCUGGGAAGACGGGUGCACGCGGUUUGGUUAUUGGCGGGCAUGGACAGAUGCAGAAGCCGAGGAGGGAUGCGUCUGAGGGGAGUCCCGUGUUGUCGCCUGCUUUGUCGUCUGUAUCGGGGAUGAGUGGACAUAGCCAGAUGGGGUCUUCGGUUGGGCGUGUGAUGGGGAGAACUGCUGGGCAUGCGCCGACGUCGCCGGCUAGGGUUGCGCCGAAAGCCCCUGCUCCGGUUUUGUCGCAGCCUCCUAUGCCGUUCGUGCCGCCGAGGCCGCCAAAUGAUACCGGUGCGGCUGUGAAGAGUGCUCAGGUAUCGAAUUUGAAUUCGUUGAAGACACCGCCGCACCCGCAGACGCCUGGGUCGAGGAUGCGUCGUCCCUCCAAAGCGGAGUUAUCGCCUUCCACGCCUGUCCACCCGCCUCCGCCUAAGCGUGCGCCGCCGAAGGUUACGUUGAUUACGCAUGAGGCGUUUGAGAAGAGGGGUCUGCCGAAGUAUAAACAGCAAUCUGGGUCGGUGCGCGACAAGAGUUCGGGUUCAAAGAGGGGCAAGACGAACGCAGAUGAGGAUAGGAAGUUAGAGGAGGCGUUGAGGUUGUUGUCUGACGACGUGGAGGGGUUGACUGCGAAGAAAAACUCCCCCAAGAGCAAGAAAGCUGCUCCCGCCGAAGAUGAGGGUGACGAUUCGGAUAUGGUCGUUAACCCAACCAGCGGCGAAGAAGGCGACGACGACACCACAGACGAGACCAAGGAGAAGGAGAUUAGGAGCGCGGUCGUUAUGAUUGAGGAGACGGAGUGGGAUGGGAAGGCGUUUGGGGGCGAGGUGUGUCUUAUGCCGGGUUUGAGUGCGGCGGAGUUGUUGAAUAGUAUGCCUGAGCCGCCGUCGUCACCUGAGGCCGUUGUUGCUCCGGCUCCGGCUGCAGCUGCAGCUGCUGAGAAGGAGAAGGCGGAGGUGGUGGCCAGGGAGGUGAGUCCGAAGGUUGUGAAGGAUGCGGGGAUGCCGCCGAGGAGCACGACGCCAGUGCCGCCGUUACCGAAGUUGCCUGUGCCGUCUACACCGAAACAUAACCUGCCUACUCCGGCGAUGUCGCCAAUCGCACCUACCAACACCGCAGCAGCUCCUUCCUCGCCCGCGACGCUCGCACCUCCAGCGACAGCAGGCCUCCUCCCUCCGCCUACCGCUGCUGCCCCGCCGCCUACUGCAACCGCACUCUCUCUCCCAGCCGGAGCAGCCGCUAUAGCGAGUGCGCUCGGUCAACCGCAGGGCGAUAAUAUGGAGUCAAGGAUGAAGGCGCUUGAGGAGAGGAAUUGGAUCUUGGAGCAGGCGUUGAAAUUGUUGAUGACCAACGGGCAGGGGGUGCCUGGGAUGCCUCAGCAGGGUGGUGCGUUUGCUUCUGGAGGACAGUAA
This is a messenger RNA of Saitoella complicata NRRL Y-17804, 2949 nucleotides long. RefSeq lists its product as uncharacterized. Bases 1 to 2949 code for a protein of 982 amino acids. The transcript has 2 exons. The record is from RefSeq and is a predicted model, not a curated record. NCBI's taxonomy places the organism in Eukaryota, Fungi, Ascomycota, Saitoellomycetes, Saitoellales, Saitoellaceae.